AUGAAAGGUUUCAGGCAAAGAGUGCACGAGCAGUUGUCUAGAGCAAAAGACUCAAACAAAUCCUCCAAGAAAAAGGACUCUAGUUCUACUACCGCGUCUCCCCUCUCCGCCUCAGCUACCCUUGCAGGCGGUGAAUCGAGGUCCCCAAACAGCUCCAAUGCUGCCACACCGACCUCCUCAACAACGAAUGUCAAUGAUGUACGGAUCAAGAAUAGCAACAACGAUAGUGGCGCCGGCAGCCACGUCAAUACUCUACUUCCUGGCGUGCAUGGUUCAGGGUCGGGAGGUUCAGGUCAACACUACAUACAGCAAAGCUCUGGGCUCGGACCUACUGGACCCGGUACACCCGGCAGGCAAGGCGGCCAUCUUGCUCCUAGUGUUAUCAUAAGCCCAAGUGCUCCUCAUGUUCCAGGACCAGGCGCGACUGAGACAAUGCCUGGUGACCUCGCGCCCCCUAAGGCGGGCCAAAAAUCCUUACUUUUCGAUCGCCUCCAGUCAACUCCUAAAGAUGUGGCCGAGGGCAUCCGGACACCCAAAAGACAGCAUUCAUCUCGGUUCGAUGUCUCCGAUCAGAGAUCUCGGGAGCUAGAGAAACUACCUGGCUUCCAUGAGGUGCCUCCAAAUCGAAGGCAGGAGCUGUUUAUGCAGAAGAUUGACCAGUGCAACAUCAUUUUCGACUUCAACGACCAGACCGCAGACAUGAAGUCAAAAGAAAUCAAGAGACUCGCUCUACAUGAAUUGCUGGACUAUGUUGCGAACAACAGGUCGGUUAUUACGGAACCAAUGUAUCCCAAAGUUGUCGAGAUGUUCAGCAAGAACCUGUUCCGACCGGUGCCUCCUCCUGUCAAUCCUCAAGGCGAAGCUUUUGACCCGGAAGAGGACGAGCCCGUGCUUGAAGUUGCCUGGCCUCACAUACAAGUCGUCUACGAGUUCUUCCUGCGCUUCAUUGAGAGCCAGGAUUUCAACACCAACAUUGCCAAGGCCUACAUCGAUCACCAUUUUGUCCUUCAGUUGCUGGAACUCUUCGACUCGGAAGAUCCUCGAGAGAGGGAUUUCUUGAAAACUACACUCCACCGCAUCUAUGGCAAAUUCUUGAAUCUUCGCUCCUACAUUCGGAGGUCCAUUAACAAUGUCUUCUUCCAAUUUACCUACGAGACCGAGAGAUUCAAUGGAAUCGCGGAGCUUCUAGAAAUCCUGGGGUCCAUUAUUAAUGGCUUUGCACUCCCACUAAAGGAGGAACAUAAACUAUUCUUGACCAGGGUUCUCCUUCCCCUCCACAAGGUCAAGAGCCUGAGCAUGUACCACCCGCAGUUGGCUUAUUGUAUCGUUCAAUUUUUGGAGAAGGACUCGGCACUGACAGAGGAUGUUGUUCUCGGUCUGCUCCGGUAUUGGCCCAAAGUCAACAGCACCAAGGAGGUGAUGUUCUUGAAUGAAGUGGAGGACAUCUUCGAAGUUAUGGAUCCUCAAGAGUUCGCCAAAGUCCAGGAACCACUCUUCAACCAACUGGCAAAGUCUGUCGCCAGCCCCCACUUCCAGCAGGUGGCAGAACGUGCUCUGUAUUUCUGGAACAACGAGUACUUCUGUAAUCUCGUUAGCGACAAUGUCGAAACAAUCCUCCCCAUCAUGUUUGCUCCGUUGUACGAGAAUUCCAAGGGUCACUGGAACCGGACAAUUCACGGCAUGGUCUACAAUGCGAUGAAACUGUUUAUGGAGAUUAACCCUCAACUCUUUGACGAAUGUUCCCAUGAUUACAAUGAACUACAAAACAAUGCGCCUCAACGGGAGAAAGAACGCGAAGCCAAGUGGGCGAAGCUCACAGAGCAAGCGAACAAAAACAGAGCUAAACUCUCGAAGCCACCGUCGAACCCAACCAUCAAAGAAGAGCCCGAAAUAGAUGCUACGCAAGACAAUCAAGAGCGACUUGAUGCUCUGAAAUUGCAUGAUGAGUCGACAUCUUCGAGGCCAGCUUCGAUUCACACGGCCACACCAGAGCUCGUAGGUCUAACAGCGGCUCCGACUCCAAGGCGAGAAGGCAUCGCGCCCAGUCUAGUGGCUCGGCCGAUUUACAUCGAACGGUUCCACAUGUGCAACGCCAUAGCAGUGCAGCGUCACAGCAUUGAUCUCGACUAA
Messenger RNA from Capronia epimyces CBS 606.96, 2130 nucleotides. RefSeq lists its product as uncharacterized. Gene Ontology annotation, molecular function: protein phosphatase regulator activity. The record is from RefSeq and is a predicted model, not a curated record. Gene Ontology annotation, cellular component: protein phosphatase type 2A complex. NCBI's taxonomy places the organism in Eukaryota, Fungi, Ascomycota, Eurotiomycetes, Chaetothyriales, Herpotrichiellaceae. Gene Ontology annotation, biological process: signal transduction. The transcript is spliced from 6 exons. The coding region runs from base 1 to 2130 and encodes 709 amino acids.